Messenger RNA from Diaporthe citri, 2487 nucleotides. RefSeq lists its product as uncharacterized. Gene Ontology annotation, molecular function: glycosyltransferase activity. Gene Ontology annotation, cellular component: cytoplasm. The transcript is spliced from 7 exons. The coding region runs from base 1 to 2487 and encodes 828 amino acids. Lineage: Eukaryota; Fungi; Ascomycota; Sordariomycetes; Diaporthales; Diaporthaceae. The record is from RefSeq and is a predicted model, not a curated record.
AUGGCUGCGCAGAACGGCGAGGACGCCUACGUCACGCUGCUGCUCAGCGACACAUACCUCCCAGGAGCUCUGGUACUCGCCCACUCGCUGCGCGAUGCCGGAACCACCAAGAAGCUGGCCGUAUUGGUCACGCUCGAUUCUGUGUCGGCCGAGGUCAUAACACAACUCAAGUCUGUCUUCGACCAUGUAAUACCAGUCCCCCGCGUGCGAAACGAGAAGCCGGCGAACCUUUACCUGAUGAACCGUGCCGAUCUGCACUCUGCGUUCACAAAGAUCAAUCUGUGGAAACAAACCCAGUUCAGAAGGAUUGUGUAUGUGGACGCGGAUGUCGUAGCCUACAGGGCACCCGACGAGCUGUUUGACUUGGACCACCCUUUUUCCGCCGCCCCGGACAUCGGAUGGCCCGAUCUCUUCAACACGGGAGUCAUGGCCCUGACCCCAAACAUGGGCGACUACUAUGCCCUGGUGGCCAUGGCAGAGAGGGGUAUUUCUUUUGACGGCGCAGACCAGGGCUUGCUGAACAUGCACUUCAAGAACAACUACAACCGCCUGAGCUUCACCUACAACGUCACGCCCUCCGGCCACUACCAAUACGUUCCCGCCUACCGCCACUUCCAGUCGAGCAUAAACAUGGUCCACUUCAUUGGAAGCGACAAGCCGUGGGCUCUGGGCAGGGAAGCAUCCUCCGGGGGCACUCCCUACGAUGAGAUGCUUGGGAGGUGGUGGGCCGUUUACGACCGCCACUACAGACAGCCGUCCCCUCCACUCACGCCGACCGACGCGUCCCAAGGCCAGCACAAGAUCCCCGAGAUCGUCCAGUACUUUGUCAAAGGCGAAUUCCGUCCAAAAACAACCACCUACGUUGUUCCGACCGGGCAGCCACCGCUCCACCAAGGUAGAUCCACACAUGAUGCGUAUCAUCAUGCGCCGCCACCACCCUCGCAACCUGACUACUACCAUCACCAGCACCAUCCACAACACCACGACCAGCCUCAUGAACAUCACCAUCAUGAGCAUCCGUCCCAAUACCACCAUGAGAAGUCUCUGGCAGGAGACUCCGCCCCGCACCCUUAUAUACCCCCUCCCGUCCCCAGCGAAUCGUUGAGUAAUGUUGUUGAGGGGACAAAAGCUGAGGCUCGAGAAGAGCAGGUUUCGGGGCCCCAUGGAGGGGCUCCUGUAGUACACCAUGAGGAGAGGGAGCAUAAGCCUGAGCCACGCCCAAUCGAGUACAGCUGGGAUGCUCAAAGACAAGCUCCGCCUGCAGAUUCCAAGCCCGAGGCUAUGAAUUUCCCGCAGAUGCAUUACGAGAUGUCUUCCGAUCCAGCUCCAUUCGUCCCUCCUCAGCGAUACCCAAGCCCGCCGAAGAACAUGUGGUAUGAGGUACCCAAGGAAAAACCUGCUUCACGCGCCGAGAAGCCCCGGCCGAUCUUCCCUUGGGAAAUAGAACAGCCGAGGGCCUCCCGGGUUUUCGCUGACGAUGUAUACCCUCCCGAGCCGUCCUUGACCGAGGGUUCGACCGUUGCGCCUUCCGGUAGGAGGACAUCGUUCCUGGAAUCCCAAACGACGAUGACUGAGCCUUCUAUGACAGAGUCAUCCACCGCGGACCACAAGAGCGAGCCUAGUUCCCCUGCCACCCCUACCAUCCGGGUCACACAUUCUGAUCCCUGGGCCUCUUUCACGCGGGUCAAUGCGUGGGAUGAUGAUCCCGCCAUUGAUAAAUAUGUGGGCUCCAUGCCAUUAUACCGUCGGCACAAGAGCUCAGGCAGCCUCGUGGGCCAGACCUCGCCCCGGGCUGUGGGUGGUAGUGGCGUCGGAUCCCAGCAAGAGACGUCAGCCGGCGCAGAAUGGCGAAGACGCGGUUCCAAGCUGACCGACUUCCCGACUGCCGUCGAGCGACCCAGUCUCCCUGUCACGCCUGCGCCUAUUCGUCGGCCGAAGUUCUGGGGCGCUGGUGGCCCAGGCAUCGAUGACGAGGGUGAGGAUGAUAGCAAACUGCCGGCAGCGGACGGAGUGCCCCAGCAGUCGGAGUGGGACCCCGUAGCGCGGCUUCAACUGCUGGCAAAGCAACAAUCCGAUUUGCUGCUGCAGAAGCUAGGCGCUGGCGAGGUGUCCGGAGGUGGCGACGCUGGUGGCGCGACUGGCGGAGAGCACAACAUACCUAACCGGCCGUUGCCCUUCGGAUCCGAAGACAUCGUGUCACCAAGGUAUAUUGCGCGUUCGUCCAACGUCCUGAGUCCCCAGCCUGUGAAGCCACCCGGUGCAGGGCCACAGGGUAUCUUGGGCCAGGCCCAGGGCGAGAGCGAGGCGACCCCACGCAGCACCAGUGCCACCGCCACCGAGACAGCCAAGCCUGCAGAGCCCGGAAGCUCGAUCCCGGAACCGUCUUUCCACGGCCCCGGGGCGGCCUGGGAGAAGGACGAGGGGUAUCUCGCCCAUUCGACCGCGUUGCCCCCGUCUGAGGAGGAGAAGGAUGUACUGCAGACGUGA